This is a messenger RNA of Xyrichtys novacula (pearly razorfish), 7061 nucleotides long. NCBI's taxonomy places the organism in Eukaryota, Metazoa, Chordata, Actinopteri, Labriformes, Labridae. The record is from the annotation of a GenBank genome assembly.
AUGAACCAGCCUACAUCCUUAUUAGAUGGAUGGAUCCAGGAAAACAACAAGCUGGUAAACAGGAGCAAGGUAGGUAUUUUGGAGCUGGCAGGUCUGUCUUCGUAUCGGUAAAGUUAGUAUUACAGUUUCUCCCAGUCGCUUUGGUGCAUUACUCAGAUCAGAAUGAAAGUUCUCAUAACUAUUAGUUCAACCUCCACAACACUGAGUCAUUUGUGCACAUCAUUGUAGCAGUUUCUCAUUCCUCUGGACAAAUUGCAAAUGCUCUUGGACAUGUAUCAGUUACUUUCAUACAAUUCUCUGCUGUUUUAUAACUUUAUCAUUUGCUUAUGUCAUGUCAGUCAAAAUGAACUAUACUUUUGAAUGCUGAAUAGUCAUCCCCUAUAAAACUAAUAGUCCUCAUUUCAUUGCUUUAGUCAUUACAUACAAAAUUGUUGAACUAGUUGUCAAAAUCUGUCAAGCUGAUUUCAUACAUUCCUUUAUCUUUUUUUUUUCGUGUAAAUGUCUCCUAAAUUGAACAAUUGCUAUCAGGUGAACCUUAGCUUUAACUCAUGAGGAGUUGUGUGAAGCAUUAGUUGUAACCAAUGACAACCCACUUGUCCACAGUCAUUCAGAGCUGAAUCCCAUGAACCCUCAUUUGGCAAGCGUAAACCAGCAGGACAGAGUGUGUAUCAUUUCUACAAUUCUGUGACACAAAAAUGGAAGGUCAGCGUCAUGGAGGAGGGGUGAGAAUGUGGGGAGGAAGGGGAAAGGGAAGGGGACAAAACAGAGGCAGAGGAAGAAGAGGUGAAGUACAUAGGCAAAUCCCUGAUGAAGUUAGGGCUACACUUGUGGACCAUGUUGUCAAUCAUGGCCUCACUAUGGUUGAGGAUGGUCGACGGGUGAAACCAAAUGUAGGGAGAACCACUGUGAACGUCCAGGAAUAAUUUCUGUUCAGUUUACAGUAAUAUGUACUGUUAUAUUGUUUAUAUUUGUGCACAGUUCUACCAAAAUGGUAUUUCUUAUGUUUGUUCUAAAUAAGUCACUGUGAAUUUAUUUUUUUAUUUUUUGCACAAUGCCGUAGAAUUGCAUAGAGCAAAUGCAGUAAAUAUGUGAAACAUACAUGUGUCUUGUACUCAGUUACCUCACUAAAUACAGUAAUGUGUAGCUUUACUGUAGUUUUCAAAUGGCUAUACAGGUAGUGUAUAGUGCUGUCUUAAACACUUUUAAGGUGUGUCACCAGGAUUUGACUUUUUUGCAUUUGAAAACACGGAGAGAGUAAAGUGUCAUAAUGAAAACAUGACAAAGCCAUUUGACUGUCCUGUUCAUAAACAAUGAUGUUGGGACUAAUUAUUUUGAUGACACAGACACUUUCAUUGACAUGAAUACUUGCUUUUGAGGAAUCAACUACCCAUUUUGAGCAAGUGAUGCGCUUUUGCAGGUUAUCCACUAGGUAUUGCAGUUUGUACUAAUUGUUCUGAGAAAUGCACCAACUGUUGUGCAAAUGUUAAUAGUGAUGUGAGAAAUGCACCGAAGCGACUGAGAAAUAUGUAACAACUAAAAUACAUUCAAAAAGCUUCACUUAUUUAUGAUCCUGCCUGGAAAACGGGUGAAAGUAACCAAAUCAUAUAAAGUUUUAAAGCUGUUUACCUGUUCAGUAAUGACUUCAACAAUAAUAAUAACAAUUCAGAUCCAUCAUUGUUUGAUUACCAGGGCAGAGAAGACCAUGUCCCGACCAGAGACCAGCACACAGGGCCAUGCUCAGCUGAUUUCCACAAACUUUUGCUGAAAAUACAAGGUGUGUUUAUUCAUGUUUCAAAUGUAUUUUUUUUCUGUAGGCAGUUUUACUCUUAUAUCAAAUCUACCUCUGCCUGCUUCUCUUCAUGUCACUUCCUGCAGGUAUCCCUCCUCUUGCCGAUCACAUGCAGUUGGAGCUGACAGUAACAUACAACACCUGUGUGUGCUUCACUGCUCAGUCUCAUUUUUCAGAAGCUGAACUGCUUCUCAAACAAGCCACAGAAAGAGGUAAAUUUAAUCAAAACUGUUGAAGCAGAAAAUACCCGAGCAAAACAAUACAUUCAGGCUUAUUGAUACUGAAGCACUGACUGAAUUUUGACAGCAUGCUCUUGUUCUCCUCAGUUCUACACAUGACAGUGGAUGAUCAUGAUGCUUCAAACCCUCUUGUUUUGUGGAGAAAAGUUUUGGAGUCAGCAGGAAGUGUACCUUUGAAAGAAUAUGUGCUGUUUCUUCUGUGUCUGCAGUGGGCAAUAUGGCUGGCCACCUGCCAACUGAAAACUAUACAAGAAUUCAAGGUGAGAUGAUACUGGUAGACUUGAUUCCCGCCAGAGCAGUUAGUAGAUCGUGUGAGAAACAUCAAUCCAUACAGUUGAGUAUGCCAAGGCUACUAGUCUUGAUUCCCUCUGCCAGCCAUCCCUGAAUGCAUUAGAUGAUUGAUGGACAAGCUUUGUGGGCAAAACGAGACACUGAACCUUAAGAACAUGGCUGAACCGAGACUAUCCAAAACAGCAUGAUGAGGUUUCUGUUCAUGAUGUGGGACACAAGCCCUAAAAAGAGGUUUAAUUGUAGAAAGUGGAAAAAUGUCAAAUCAGUAACUGAAACUUUGGCUGCAGUUGCUGAAAUGUGGCACGGUUGUCAUUGCUAUACAAGUCUCUCAAAGAGAUAAUCCCUUUCCUCUUUCAAAUUGCAAAGACACAUGCCUACAUGCAUGCUGAGAGCAUACUAAAGUGUGGGAAAAAUCUUUAUUGUUUUUUAUUGUUUUUCAGAAAAUAAAUGAACAGUGUAAAAUUAUACUGUGUUAUUUUUUUCUCUAUGUGAUGCAGGAUGAGCUGUUCUCUCUGGUUGAGACAUUUUCUUCUGCAAUUGGGGGUGACAGGAGAAGUGAGGCGGGGUCUUCUGACUCUCCACUACUGCUAUUAGACCCAAGAUGGCUUUCUGAACAUCUGCGGAUCUGCACUGCCAUUGCACAAGGUCAGUGCAGAUGUGAAACAUGUAAAGUCUAUGGAAACCUAACAGAAAAAUAUCAGGAGCAGCGACAUUGUGGGGUUUGUGGUAUUGAUUGCUGUGCUUUCCACACAGGUGUUUUACCUUAGUGUCAAAAAAGAGCAGUUAAAACUACAUGUGAGUUCAGAAAUAUAUAUCAGUUCAAACUGAUGUGUUAGAUCAUGUCUUUUAGUGCUGAAAGUAAGGGUUGACUGUUUCAAUCAAACUAUGUGAGUUUCGCAUGGAUGGUAAUGUCAUGUUAUAUCCCAGAGGGCUGUUCUUUAAACCAGUUUAACAUACCCAGGACUUUUUUUUACUUUUUUUGUGGAAGCUGGCGUGACAAAGCCUGAAGCCUUGGUUUAAGAAAACAGGUAAAACAGUGAAGCUGUUUUCAACUCAGAUACCAGAGUCAGUCCACCCUUUCUUUGGUGAGUGGUAGGGGGCCAGGGCCUUGGAAGAGGUUGAUUGCCUCAGUUGUGCUAGGCUGCACCUGAGCAUGGGUGCUCAGAUAGCGUAGCACACUUCCUGUCGGUGCCCUGUUGUAGCUGCAGCAUGGCCAUCUGCUUGCAGGGGUUCUGGUCCAGGACCUCACUGGCAGGAAACUCACACCUAAGUGGUGAUGCUCCCAGAGCCCUUAGAUUAAGGCAUUUCUUUCUUUUCUCUUCUUUCCCUUCUAUAUUUCUCUCUUUUUCUCUGUAGAAAUCAAUUCAGCUAUGGCACAUCCCAAUUUCCCCAUAUUGCGAUAUGUGCCUGCGAGGCAUUUAUGAAGAGGCGGACAGAAGAGGAACUUAGAAAAAUAAUACUGAUUUUACUGCACAGUGCACUCUUAGCAUCUUUUUGUUUACUCCCAUAAUGCCAAAAACAAACAGUAGUACACUAAAAUUUAACAAUAAUACACAUGAGCUAAGUUGGACAGUCAGAAAAUUGCUAUUACUGUCAAUUCAUGGAAAAAAAAAUGUGGAAGUUACUUGAGUAUUUGCCUGAGUAAGAAUUUUCAGUUUUUGAUUUGAUUUAAUCUGUAGUAGAUGCCUACUGUAUAUUUAGACUUAGCUUUGCUUUUUGCUGCAAAACAAGCCAAGUAAAACUGACUUGGCAGGGUAUUACAACCAAGCUUGAAAAAUAUCUCUUUAAAUCAGUGCUGCUAUCCUUCUCUAUCCUUCUUCUCGAGGGUCUUAACUAACCAGAUGCACAGGCUCGUGUGCAGUGAGGUUUACAGUCUGACCAACUGUAACUGUGCUAUUUCAUUUUGUGACUUUACUGAAGUUACAUUAUAGUAUCAAAUGUUCCCAAAAUCACAAUACCUCAGCCGAGAAUCACUGGUACUCACGAGGAACUUUGCCAAUAGAAAGUUUCUAGGGGGUAGCACUUAAUGUCUGAUUCAAAGUAUAAAUGCUCCUCCUGUGUUUGUAUUAUCGAUUAAUCUGACUCUUGCUCUGUUUCAUUUAGGUGCAGAGAGGUUAAGUGAAGGGUGGAGUUCAGAGGCACUGUCUGAUCUGCAGACAGCUUCCAGCCUGUCUGCUCCCAGAACUUUACUUGCAUACACACACCUCCUGUCAGGCUCCUGCCUCGCCCAAAUGGUAAAAAACACAGACAGAGUCAACACAUUCAAAAGAGAAUUAGCAUGUAUUGUGCAUGCAUAAGAGAAGGUUUGAGUGUUUUCAAAUAGUGAGAGUGUGCCUGUGUUUGUAUUUGUCCUCAGAGCCGUCCACAGAUGGCUUUGCAGUGUUACAGGAAGGCAUUGGAGACAGACUCGCAGUGCGUGAGUGCCCUGUACCAGAGUACACUCAUCUACAGACAGAUGGGCAACACACAGGCUGAGAUACAGGCUCUCCGUUUGCUACACUCAGUGAGUGUCACAAAUACAAAGUAGGCUGUUUGAAUUAUCUCAUAUUGAUGUAGAUCUUCUUUUCCUUUUUUUCUGGUAAGCUUAUCCUUUAGCAGGUGAGUCAGACAGUUUACACUUCAUUAUGCCUGUGAACUGAAACAUGAAACCUCUUCUGUCCCACAGACUUUGAUGUUUCCCCACACCACUGAGCCUACUCUACCUGGUACUCAUCUCCUCUCGCCAGCCUUCCUCCUCUGUAGCCAAUCACUGAGCAGCUUGCUCUCGGUUCCCUCUGCCCUCUCUGUCCUUCACAGUCUGGCCCUGAAGUGUGUGCUGCACGGGAGGUGAGGAGACCAGUGUGUAGGCCAAAGUCUCUUUUCUUUUAUUUACUGGUACCUUGCCAAGCAGAAAGACAGAAGACUAGAAAAAUUGACUCAUUGUGUGGUUGUUUGAUGGGUGUGGUUGCUAUUUCUCUAGGCUAUCGGAGGGUGUGGAAUAUUAUUUGGACCUGUUGGCUGCUCUCCACUCAGAAAACCAACAUGCUGUAAGACUGAAAAAAACAGACAGACAUUCAGGCUAAUUUACACAACAAUUUGGAUUUUUAUUUUUUACCAUGCCACAUCUUUUUCUGUCAGAACCUUUCACACCAUAUGCUGAUGACAGCUUUUUUAUUGUUUGUUUUUCCCAGGUGCAUGUUGAGGUCCCUCCCCUCCCUAGGUUGCCCAAGCUUUACCUGGAGGCUGGUGCUGCCUUGCUCAUGGCCCGGCUACCUGCUGACUGCAUGGCACUGUGUGAUGAGGUCAGUAGCUCAACAGUGGAGCUGCUGCCAGAGAUGGUGGUGUUGGAAGAACAGGAGGAUAGGUGUGAGGCUGAGACUGGGGCGUGUGCAGAGGAUGAGGACAGGGUGCAAAUACUGCUGUGGGCCACUGCUGCCUAUCUGCUGCAGGGUCAUUGCUACACACACAUGAGGGACUGGAAACAAGCCAUCACUCACUACACAAGGUAUGUCAGAUGAUUCUUUUUAAAAGUCACUCUCUCACAAACAAAGUUAAAAUUAUUAUCUGCAUUACAGGUGUAUCAACCUGCUGGUGAUGGUCCGCUUUAAAAAGACUGGUAUGUAAUUUUUUUUUGUCUUUUGGUCGCUUUCUUAUUCCUCUUCAAGCUUUUAUUUUGUACAUUUCACUCUGUUUAUUCUUUGACAGGUUUCCCACCACAGAUCCCAAAUGCAGAUAUGGUUACCAAAAAGGGGACACAUUUGUGUACUCUCCAGAGGUUGAAGGGUCUUUCACUUGCUGGAAGAGGCAUAAGUUUCACCCAGACAAGUCAGCUGAGAGAGGCACUGAGAGACCUUCAGCUCAGCCUGCAAGCACUUCCAGGUAACUUGACAUCUCUUUGUUUUACCUUGCAGCUACUUCAUGUUUGGGCCAAAAAAACACAGCAUAGCAAAAUGUUAAAUUUGUAAUAAUAUGCUAUGAUCCUGUGUAUCCUGUCUCAGAGUGUGUAGGUGCAGGGCUGUGGUGUGGUGAGGUGCUAUGGAGGCUUGGCAGAAGACUGGAGGCGGCAGCUUGUUGGGAAAAAACCUGGAGCCGUACCACACAGUCCUCAGAGGAGUAAGCAGUUUCAUUCUUAAAAUGCAUUCACCAUCUCAGCUAAGCCUGUCAUUUAUACUUUGCAUUUUGUCAUUCAGUAUGUGCAAAGUUCACUCUUGUUUCCUGAAGGUAAUCAUGUUGGUAAAAACAAACCUUGGACAUUUUUUUCUUCAUGUAGCUAGAACUUUAAUCAAAUACAGAUAUUGUUUGAUUAGGAUAUUUGAGUCUUGUUAUUCAGGUCAGUACCUUUAAAAGUAUCCGCCCUUUCCUGUAAUCUUUUAUUCCACUUCUUUAAAGGGUGUAUUCCUCCUUCGUUUGCUCAUUAGCUCAAAUUUAUUCAAGGAACGUAAAAUUGAUUCAAAGCACCAAGUGAAAAUACAUUUGAGAUGCAUUCUGAUACCCAGUAUGAAUUGCAGUAUGUCGCAGUUGCAAAAGAUGUAUAGUUAUUAUCUAGUGGAUACCCUUUAAACACCCCAGGUUGUUUAAAAGCCAUUCUCUAGUUUUCCUAAUGUUGUGUUUUCAUGCAGCUCAACCAUUAGUCCGUAUGCCCUAUGUGUUGCAGGAGUCUUUCUAUUUACCUUCAUGAACCUCAGACCGGCCCUCUGUUGGACUCAUCAGAGCUGCGACGCCGAAUACAGGAACUUGGUCAUCCAUCGCCUGCCCAGGAAUAG